Messenger RNA from Patiria miniata (bat star), 1657 nucleotides. Its product is annotated as aquaporin-12A-like. The transcript has 3 exons. Gene Ontology annotation, molecular function: channel activity. Bases 615 to 1436 code for a protein of 273 amino acids. Gene Ontology annotation, cellular component: membrane; cytoplasm. NCBI's taxonomy places the organism in Eukaryota, Metazoa, Echinodermata, Asteroidea, Valvatida, Asterinidae. Gene Ontology annotation, biological process: transmembrane transport. The record is from RefSeq and is a predicted model, not a curated record.
GAGCAGCUCUUCAGAAUUCUGGCUGGUACCUGGUCAGGCCCGGAUGCUUUCUUUGAUUGGAUUUCCUCCAGCAAUUUUUUCACACCAUUUGUUGUUAUGUUGAGGGUUGCAAUUUUUGGAGUUAGAUUUGAGUUGAGUGAUGGGAACUGAUUCAGCAAGGUUUUCUUUGGUAAAGACCGAGCAGAACAGUGGUUUAACGCUUCGGCUUUGGGUCGGCUGGUAGAGACACUCACGCCCCAUCGAUAUAAAGGUUGAGAUUCCAAAACUUCAUGAUAAGUUACCCAGAAUGUCAUUCCCACUUCCUUCACAAGAUUCUGUGAAGAUGCAUCAGCCCUUCCCAGGGCGCGGUGGGUAUAGCUCCGUUUGUAACGAGCGAACAUUUAGGCCCGCUGGUCUAAUUCUGGUGCCAUUAGAGGGCGCACUAUUCACCGUCCAUUUUCAAUCACUAGCGGCGUAUUGGGCUAAGACUACGUACGUACACAUACACGUACAUGACGUAGCGUACGCAGUGCAUGCAGUAGGCCUACAGUGCUGAGUUUGGAACAUUUGGGAAGGAAAGUCUUCCGCACCACAGGAUUUCCUCAGUAAGCAUAGAUGCAGAUUGAAAGGACGAGAUGUCAAUAGUAUUUUCAUCAGCGAUUCUUCUAGCUACUUUCCUGCUUACACAAGCACUGCGAGUUACCACACGCAGCAUCCUUCCACAAUCCAUUUAUCAAUAUGUGGCCGAGUUUCUAUGUACAUUUCAACUCACAAGCUGCGUUUAUGAGAAUGGUGUUGUGUUGGGCAGCUAUGGUACCUGGGUCUAUGCCUUUGGGAUAUUCUGCCUUGGAUUGGGAUACAGUCUAACCUUUGAUGCUUAUGGCAACCCGGCGGCUAUGUUGGAGCAGAUUCUGAAAAAGAAAAUCAGCGUUCCUAACGGUGUCCUGAAAAUGGCUGCAGAGGUUGCUGGAGGGUUGCUUGCCUACAGAUACAUGUUGUUUGUAUGGCACAUGUUAGCACCCAGUUCAGCACAUGUCAACCAUGCAGAGAUGGUCAGGACGUCAUGUGUCUCAGCUCUUCAAGUUGAUUUAUUGACGGGAGUUUUGGUAGAGGCUUUAGCCAUGUUUGUGUCCCGUAGUGUUGCAGGCAUGGGGCUAGGGGGCCCUAAAUAUUACACAAUGGUGAAUGCUUUCACUACUGCAGUUGUGGUGGUAUCAGGUCUUGAUUGGACUGGAAUGAUGUUCAACCCUGCCCUGGCUACUGCUCUGACUUACAAUUGCAAAGGUCACCACCUUUAUGAGCACAUUGUAGUCUAUUGGAUAGGCCCUUUUAUCGGCACUAUUCUUAGUAUCUUAGUCUUCAAUUACAUCAUGGAGGAAUACGAACAAGGGCAGAAAUCUUUGGCUGUACAUGCUCAAGACAAGAAUGGCUUAUCAAACAAGGAGAAAACAAAUUGAUACAUGAAUGGUAACGUUAAGUCACACUGAUACUCGUUUCACUGAUGGUAACUGUCAGUUCGAUGUACAUGUAGACAUGUACAUGUAACUCAUAACUUCCCAUAAGCAUACAUGAAAUAGGCAUGCAUGAAAUAUGUCCUUAAAUAUUAUAACACCUCACCCACAGAUUCUGUGUCUUGAUUGGCCGAGAGCGAGUCACAUGUUACUUUCUAAUUUUGCUA